GUUGGUUGAGGCGGCGGCAAAACUCUGACGUCACGGGGAAGUUAAAGUGUUGCUAAUUGAAUAGAAGUGUUGCAGUGUUGGUGCUGCUGUUAAGCAGAGAGUGCGGGCUGCGUAGCCGGAGUCUGAGUGAGGCAGGGGCUGCUGCUGGGGACAGUGCUGGCACAGCGCGCUCUGGCUGUCAUUAGUGGUUGUUACACAGAAUGAAGAAGCCAGGAAGUAAUUUUAAGCGAAGACUUAUGCCUGACGUCUGAAUUCUUUUUUUUCUGGGAAACCAGUGCUCUGCCCAUGCACACCUUGAUGGCCUAAAUACUGACACCUGCAUCUAUAGUUGCUGGGCCACUUUUUGGGUACCCCUGCCAUCACUAUUGGUUUUCUGCGCUGUUAUUUUAAAAAGCUCUUUCAGUGAUACAAUUGAUACAGAUUUCUAACUGGAUCUGGGGUUUCAUGUCUUGGUGGUCAGUUGAAGUGUCUUCCAUUUUCUUAUCCCACUAAGUGAUUAAUGGGGGGCAUCUCUGUAUCUACAAAUUUCAAAGCCAUAGUGGGCAAAGACUAUUUAGGAGGGCUCUCCCUGAAGUUCAGGCGAGCGUCUUCCUUGGUAUUUAAGGGUUUUCUUAACUCAAGGCAGUCAUAGAGGCUGCCACUAUGCCACCUGUCAGAGAGCACAGGGAUGAGUUUGCAGCCAAUGGUAUUGUCCAUCCAGCUCUGCAGAAUCAGCAAGAUAUAGAUGUAGGUCAAGAUCCACUAAUGGUGAACCCUGGAUUUUUAAGGCCGGAAGAGACAGAGGUUAUAGGAACCUUUGCGAAUACCAAAGGUGCGCAAGAAGAAGAUGCCUUGCUGGAAAAUGGGAGCCAGAGCACAGAUAAUGAUGAUACAAAUGUAGAUCCAUCUUGUGAAACAGUGGUACCACUGAAAGAGACUUCCUUUACCAUUGGACUUCAAGUACUUAUUCCUUUCUUAUUGGCUGGAUUUGGAACUGUGGCUGCAGGGAUGGUGCUUGACAUAGUGCAGCACUGGCAAGUAUUCACUGAGGUGACAGAAGUUUUCAUCCUCGUACCAGCUCUGCUUGGCCUGAAAGGCAACCUAGAAAUGACGUUGGCGUCUCGCCUCUCAACUGCGGCCAACAUAGGACAAAUGGAAACUGCCAAGGAGAAGUGGACAAUGAUUAUUGGUAACAUGGCACUGAUACAGGUACAGGCAACAGUUGUGGGCUUCCUGGCCUCUAUUGCAGCAGUUAUUUUUGGCUGGAUCCCGGAUGGCCAUUUCAUUCUGGAACAUGCUGUGCUGUUAUGUGCCAGCAGCGUCUCCACUGCUUUUAUUGCCUCUCUGGUUCUGGGUCUUGUGAUGAUUGGGGUUAUUAUUGGUUCUAAGAAACUUGGCAUUAACCCAGAUAAUGUGGCGACUCCUAUUGCUGCUAGCCUUGGAGACUUGGUUACUUUGGCAUUGCUAUCUGGCAUUAGCUGGGGACUGUACAAGGAGAUGAAAACAAAUGUGUUUGUGAACCCAAUUGUCUGUGUGCUGUUCAUAUCUCUGCUGCCAGUGUGGUUUAUAAUUGCACGGAAAAACCCAACUUCAAGAGAGGUGCUGGCAUCUGGGUGGGAGCCGGUUAUUAUUGCUAUGGCUAUUAGCAGCAUUGGGGGAUUGAUUUUGGAUAAAACGGUGUCUGACCCGAACUUUGCAGGAAUUGCCGUCUUCACACCAGUCAUAAAUGGUGUUGGAGGGAACCUUGUAGCUGUUCAGGCCAGCCGCAUAUCCACGUACCUCCACAUGAUGAGAUCACCGGGAGAGGAGACUGGACUUAUUCCUCGCAAGUGCCCCACUCCUUGCAGAACCUUCUUCAGCUCUGAUGUGAACUCUCGCUCAGCCCGUGUCCUUUUUAUCUUUGUGGUGCCUGGUCACUUGGUUUUUCUAUACACUAUUAACUCUAUGCAAGGUGGACACACAACUAUGACUUUGAUCUUCAUGGUCUUCUACAUGAUGGCAGCACUACUUCAGGUUCUGGUUCUCCUGUAUAUUGCAGACUGGAUGGUCCAUUGGAUGUGGGGCAGGGGAAUGGAUCCUGACAACUUCUCAAUUCCUUAUCUCACUGCUUUGGGUGAUCUCUUGGGCACUGGACUCCUGGCCCUUAGCUUCCAUGUGCUUUGGCUAAUCGGAGACCGUGACACUGAUGUUGGAGACUGAAUCUCAUCUACUUGGAUAGUCCAUACUCUAGGUUCAUCUGUGAACAUUUUGGGGACCGUUAUAUGAAUUGGGGAGGUUCAGUAGUUACGAGUGCAAUUUCCUUAAGACAAACUCAUACAGAAUUUUUGUUUGGGUUAAGCAAAAUUACUUUUGCACUCCUUUGUCUUGCACAAGGCCUGUAUAUGCAGCUGGACCUGCGUCUGAGCAUUGGCUGUCUGCCCCCUUCCAUUAUACGCUUAUACUUCCAGACGCCUUACAACUUCGUGUGCAUGUGUAAGACACUACUUGUCUUCUGUCUUUUUGGUUUUGCUACUUUGAGCAGGCAUUGCUUUGUACCUCCUUUUAAAAUGUAAUGUUCUUUCUAAAUCAAGGAAAACUAGUCAAGUGCAUAACAUGUUUACGCUUUAAACAGGCCUUUUUAAAAGAUUAAUGUCUUGUAAAAGUCAUAGCAUAUCUUAGUCCGGUUGUGUUCUCAAAAGUACAGCUUGGUAAUAAAAAUAUCCAAGCAGAAUACAAAACCCCCCAGUCUUCGCUCAAGAAAAAUCAUUGACCCCAUAUACAAUUACUAAGAAAGGGCUAGGGACCAUUGUAGGAAUAAUAUGCAAAGGUGAAUAUAUUAUACACACAAUUUUUCCCUCAUGUGAAAGUCUAAAACAGGGGUGUCAAACUCGUGGCCCUCCAGCUGUUUUGGAACUACACAUUCCAGCAUGCCCUGCCACAGUUGCAGCCGUCCCUAAUACAAAAUAGAUGGCAAGGCAUGCUGGGAUGUGUAGUUUCACAACAGCUGGAGGGCCGCGAGUUUGACACCCCUGGUCUAAAACAUGGGUCUUCAACCUGCGGCCCUCCAGCUGCUGUGAAACUACACAUCCCAGCAUGCCCUGCCUCAGUUUUAGCAUACCUUAAUAGCAAAACUGUGGCAGGGCAUGCUGAGGUGUGUAGUUUCACAGCAGCUGGAGGGCCGGGCCGCAGGUUGAAGACCCAUGGUCUAAAAGAUAGUAUUUAAGUGUAAAUGGAAAGGCUGCUGAGUAUCUGGUGCACACAUAUAUCUUGUCUGCUUGUGAUACUGUUACAGUGCUGCUGUGGACCUAAGCCAUGGCUUCCAAUUUCUGCUAAUUCUCUAGCAGCUUCCCUCUCUAUGACGAGGCAUCUUUGUUACUCCUAUGUCCACACAAUCUUUGACACUUUAUUAAUGGGAUUAAGAUUGAUCUUUUUUCCCACUUGUGCAUGUACUUCAUUGAUGGAAUUUUCUGCAUGUUUUCAGUGGAGGUAAUGUACGCCUUUUUAUAUAUUAUUAUUAUUUUUUGUGGGGGAGAUACAUGAGUAAAUGGGACACCACCUUUUUAAAAACAAACUCUUAAAACCAAUGCCUUUUGUCAGGAUGUAAUGUAAUUCCCACAGCCUUUAGAAGGAAAUAGGUUAUCUUCUAUAGUUGCCAUACCCAAGUCUCCUUACACUUCUAACCAGUCUUUCCAGACAUUGGCUGAUGAACUGAACCCUUGUGGGCUGUAAAACUAUCCUAAGACUAGAUGCAGUGAAUGCGCAAUCCUGCUUUUCACAAUUUUUUUUUUUUGUAAUGGUGUCCAAGGUGUGUGUUUUUUUUUAUUUUGUUUUUUUUGUUCACUUCGGCCUGCUAAUGGAUUUAGAACCAAAGCAUAGUUUGGGCACCUUCAGUCUGUCCAUACCACUACAGGGAAAGUCCAUUAUUUUUUUAUUUUUUAGUUGUGACCUAUUUCUCAUUUUGAGGCUCUUGCUGAAAAGAUAACCUUGUAUUAUCUAAUAAGAUGCUGAUUUAUGAGCUGGUCGACAUAAAAUCUGCACUAAUACCAGGGAUUAUAGCAAAAAGUAUAUUUUUCCAGAACCUCAAAGGUUGUUCCGUGCAGCUGGUUUUCACCGUAGUGAUAUGUUCUGGAGGGGGUUGUGAGUGGGAGUACCUAUCAAAUGCAGUUAUGGUGGUAUCCCAUUGGCCCAGCUCACAGCCCAUCAUGCAGCCAUUGUGAAAAGUGUACACUUAUAUGAUGCAGCUGUAAGGUUUCACAUCUGCAGCCUGAGUGCUUCUAUUAAAACUAAGAUUUGUUCAAGGCUUGUAUGUGAUUACUUUUAUAACUGGAACAAGAUAAGAAUUCCCAACUUGUGUGCAGCAGUCUCUGAAAUUAAUUGUAUUGCCUCAUGAUUUGCAGCAGUAUACUUAUUUGCAUAGACUUGAGCUGCCAUAUUAAGACUUUGAAUGAUUAAAUUAUAUUUGUUUAUGGAAAUAAAGAUAUUUAAUAAAAGUUAUUUAAAUAUAGAAUUCAUUUGAACUUUGUUUACUGCAAAACAUAUGUAAAAUAUUUAGCAAUAAGGCGUGUAAAGAACAAAAAAUAACUACCAAUUUACCAUGUCAAUCUGUCAUCAUUUCCUCUAUCGUCCAGUUGCUGGUUCUCAUGAAAAACUCUGCAAUAGCUCGGUAUGUAACUGUUAUCUUUGUUACAGUUAAUCUGUUUGCUAUUGUCUGGAAAGGGGGGAAUAAAGCAAAUGUAAACCUCCAUGAAAGCAAAAGAAAUUGUGGAGUACAUUCAAACUGUUUAAAUUAAAUUAUGCGGCUUGUUCAAGGA
Molecule: messenger RNA, 4769 nt
Organism: Pseudophryne corroboree (corroboree frog)
Lineage: Eukaryota; Metazoa; Chordata; Amphibia; Anura; Myobatrachidae
Gene: SLC41A1
Product: solute carrier family 41 member 1
Exons: 11
Coding region: 643-2178 (511 amino acids)
Biological process (GO): monoatomic cation transport
Cellular component (GO): plasma membrane
Molecular function (GO): monoatomic cation transmembrane transporter activity
Source: RefSeq, a predicted model, not a curated record